Messenger RNA from Lycium ferocissimum, 1320 nucleotides. RefSeq lists its product as uncharacterized. The record is from RefSeq and is a predicted model, not a curated record. Bases 1 to 1320 code for a protein of 439 amino acids. The transcript is spliced from 3 exons. NCBI's taxonomy places the organism in Eukaryota, Viridiplantae, Streptophyta, Magnoliopsida, Solanales, Solanaceae.
AUGCAGAAAUCUAUUCACGAGCUUAAGCGUCAGAUGGGGCAGAUGGCUCUUAUGCAGAAUGUCAGACCUCCGGGUGCUCUUCCUAGUGAUACUGAAAAGAAUCCAAAAGAAUGCAAGGCAGUCACCUUGAGGAAUGGUAGAGAGCUAGAAGAAGUGCCGCCGAAAAAGAAGAACAUAGCAGAGGCAGAACUUAUCCCUGCUAAGCGAGCUGAACCAAAGCAAACAGUCACAGAGCAAUAUGUAGAGGAAGUGGUACACAUCAACAUACCUUUGGUGGAGCUUUUGCAAGAAGUCCCAAAAUAUGCUAAAUAUAUUAAAGAUGUGGUUGCGAACAAACGACGUUGGACAGAGUUUGAGACUGUUGCACUUACUGAGAAGUGCAGUUUUAGAGUGAGGAGUAAAAUUCUUCCAAAGUUGAAAGAUCCGGGCAGCUUCACAAUUUCGAUUACGAUUGGCAACAUUGAAGUUGGUCUAGCAUUGUGUGAUUUGGGUGCUAGUAUUAAUCUGAUGCCCACCUCUAUGUUUCGAACGUUGGGUUUGGGAGAGCCUAGGCCAACCACUAUUACGUUGCAGUUGGCUGAUCAAUCUCUUGCUUAUCCUGAUGGUAUUAUUGAGGAUGUUCUUGUGAAGGUAGGCCCAUUUAUUCUGCCGGUUGAUUUUGUGAUACUUGAUUAUGAGGCAGAUAAGAGUGUUCUUCUCAUCAUGGGGAGAGAAUUCUUGGCCACUGUUGAUGUUGUGAUCCGAGUGAAAGAUGGGAAGAUGUCCAUGACAGUUAAUGGACAAGAGGCGACUUUUGAUGUGUUUAAAGCUACCAAGCUUCCAGCCCAUUAUGAGGAGUUGAAGAUGAUUUUCGUGGUGGAACCCGAGCUCACUAACGCCGAGUUAGAUCACUUUAAGUGGAGGAGUGUCUUAGCAUUUCUUGACACUUCAUGUGCUUAUCUACGAGCAAGUACACCGGUUGAGGAGCUAGACAGACCAGAGUCAUGGAAGAAGCCGAAACCAUCUAUUGAAGAGGCUCCCCUUCUUGAGUUGAAACCAUUACCUCCUCACCUUCGCUACGCUUUCUUGGGUAGUGGAGACACGUUGCCCGUAAUCCUCUCUGCUUAUUUGACUGAUGUGCAGGUUGAAUGUGUGUUACGAGCGCUAAGAGAUCGAGUCCGAGCCUUUGGGUGGUCGAUAGCUGAUAUUCGAGGUAUUAGUAGCUCGUUUUGCAUGCACAAAAUAUUAUUGGAGGAAGACAAAAACCUAGUAUUGAGUGCCGAGGCGACUGAACCCGAUCAUGAAGGAGGUGGUGAAGAAAGAGGUAAUCAAGUGGCUUGA